Molecule: messenger RNA, 2412 nt
Organism: Brachypodium distachyon (stiff brome)
Lineage: Eukaryota; Viridiplantae; Streptophyta; Magnoliopsida; Poales; Poaceae
Exons: 4
Coding region: 1144-2190 (348 amino acids)
Molecular function (GO): nucleic acid binding
Source: RefSeq, a predicted model, not a curated record
UUUUAAUCGCACGUAGGUUUUGUAUGGUAAUCGCAUUGAGGAUUUGUUUAAAUGAUUUAUCUGUUCCAAGUAUAAUCUCUCCACGACCACAUUGGUCCUGUCAAUCCUGGAGGCUCAAUGCAUUGCUGCCAAUGCUCUUAUGAGAAGAUCAUGCACAUGUUGGAUGUUUAUAAUUAAUUUGUGAUUCCUCUAUCAUACAUGAGUAUUAACUAUUAUAAACAUCAGAUAUUUAAUCUCUUAGAUAUAUAAUCCAUAUGUGAACUGAGAAUUAGAGAGAUGGCAAUUAUAGUAAAUUGAUGUGCGAAAACUCUAAAUUUCUAUCUCGUGGAUUGGAUUCAGUCAAUGGAUAAUGAAGUGGAACUAUGAGAGGAAUAGCUCUAAAGUAAGGAUUGUAAAGGGCCAACUUUUCCUAUUUAUAAUAGUAUAAAUAUAGAAAUGGACCCUUUCAAUUGUAUUGAAAUUGUUUUCUUAGACUUCUGUUAAUCGAUAAAUAAGUUUCAAGAUACACUUGGUUUUGUAUGAUAUUUUCCCAAAGGAAACUCUUUAGUGUUCAUUAUUUGUCAAGGUGGCACAUUAAAAAGGCGUCCCUAUAAUGUGAGCACCAUCUGUGAUGAGUAUAGGCAGUCUGUUGUUUGCUUUAUUUGUCACCUCUGCCUAUCCUCCGCUCAUUCUUUGGCAGAUAUUAAUGUUUUCAAACAAUUUCCUAGUUUGACCGCAUAUGCAUUUAUUAAAUGAUAAAUAUGGACUGCAUGCCUUCUUGUUGAUAUAUACUUUUUUAUUACUUGAUAUAUAAGCUUUCAAGAUAGGCUUGGUUUUGUAUGAUACUUUCCACAAAGGAACUCUUUACCAUACAUGUGUAACAACAUAAUAUUACAAGGUGAUGCAUGCAAAAAAUUUGUCAUCUAUUUGGCAACUUUGCCUACAUUUGUGACCACCAUUAAAGUACGAGCUGUCGUAUUUGUCACAUCUGCCUAUCCUCCCCUCAUACAUUGGCAACUAUCAAAGCUUGAACAUCCUAGUUAGGACGUAUAUGCAUUUACUUAAACAAUAAGCAAAAGCAUAGCCCACAAGCCUUCUUCCCCAUCCUUAUCCUUUGAUUCAAAACUAGAAACUCUUCUAUUAUACCAUCUGCCUUCACCUUCCAUGGAGCCUGAUCUAUUCAAUGCUGCCAAUUCUUACUAUAUGAUACUUCGAGGGUUGUUCUUUCGCUUGGUUGUUUCUCUUCAAAUUGAGUCUUCCCUUUCCAUGGAGAUAAUUGCCUUUUGGUUGUGGAUCCAAGGAAAUGGCUAUGAAGAUUACCUUGCGCACUCCGAUCUGUUUGAUGACAACUAUUUUCUCAUGUUUGCUUCUACUGGAAAAAUAUUUCUUGAAGUUCUCCAUAUUGAAUUUGAUGAUUCAGAUCCCAGAUCUAUACCAAGCAGAAGCUUUCUGAGGGAAGCUAUUGAAGGGAUUUCUUUCUAUCUUAACAACAUAUGUUACAAGGCCUUGGAAGAUCUUCGAGAAAGGGCAGAGAUCCAUGCUAUGAAUCAAGCCUUUGGAGAAUCCUUUUUUGAGCAGCAAGCCUACGGAGAAUCCUUUUUGGAGCGGCAAGCCUAUGGAGAAUCCUUUUUUGAGCAGCAAGCCUAUGAAGAAUAUUUGAACAAUCGGGUUCCAAUAAGCCCGGAGCACCUUCUGACAAAGAUUAAGGCUCUGUAUACUAAUACUUCAAAGCAUCAUGGAGAAGGCACAAGUUCUAGAAGUAUCCGUCAUCCAACAAGCCAUGUCCCCCAAGAUAGAGGGGAAGAAGUAUAUGAGCGUCAGUCGACCUCUCGUUUGGCGACAUUGCUGGAAAAUUUAAGUUUAAGAGAGAAGCAUAAUGAUGGAAUCAUGCAACAAUUAUCUGAUGUUCCACGUGAUGAGAGAACUCUCUUUGUGACUUUCUCCAAUGGCUACCCAUUGACCAAAGAUGAACUGUAUGAUUUCUUUAUGAGGCACUAUGGGGAUAUUGAAGAAAUAACUAUAGAGGAGCCAAUGGAACAGAGGCCACCACUAUAUGCACAUGUUACAUUUUUCUCGCAGUUGACACUCUUCCGUGUACUUGAUGGGAACAAGAAAGUCAAGUUCAUGACAAGGCAAAAGCAUCUAUGGGCUCGACAGUAUGUGCCAAAGAAAAAGAAGACGAAGCCUAACGAGCUGAACCCAUUUUCCUGAAUAUUCGAGGACAUUCUAUUCUGUCCAUGCUCGAAGCAUUUGAAUAAAUAACUCCACACUUCAGAAAUUCCUUGUUGUAUGUACCUUCUUAUCCUAGUAACUUGGAAUUAUGGGAUGGUUCUGAACUUCUGGUAUGUGACGUGACUCUCAGAUUUGUAAGUGAUAAGGCUUGCGAAUUUAAACUGCUGGCAUUUAGACUUAAAGUAAUUCGAACUUCUGGUA